Messenger RNA from Thamnophis sirtalis, 4784 nucleotides. It is a transcript of the gene NR1D2, whose product is annotated as nuclear receptor subfamily 1 group D member 2. Gene Ontology annotation, biological process: positive regulation of transcription by RNA polymerase II; negative regulation of transcription by RNA polymerase II; hormone-mediated signaling pathway. Gene Ontology annotation, molecular function: RNA polymerase II cis-regulatory region sequence-specific DNA binding; nuclear receptor activity; zinc ion binding. The record is from RefSeq and is a predicted model, not a curated record. Lineage: Eukaryota; Metazoa; Chordata; Lepidosauria; Squamata; Natricidae.
GGGGGAGUCGCAGCAGCCCUAACAGGGAGUCAACUCAGCAAGAAACUUCCUCAGGAAGGCUCGGCGGCGGCUUCUGCGGCCACUCUUUCGUCUCCUCCUGCCUAACAGCGCACGAGGCAGCUCCACGCACAGGGCAGGAGGGUGCACCUCCCAUGAGCACAGUUGCUAUAGUGGUUCUUUUUGCCUCCGCACGCAGGUCGGAGGCAUAGAAAAGAGACCCAGAAAGAGGCACCCUUCUGCACCGCGCGCUCCGGCAGCCCAUUCGAAGCUGACACCAGAGACGCACCGGGGUGGGCUUCUUAAGCCGGUGGCUCAGGAGGCUUCCUCAAGGGCCAGCCGCAGUCCGUCCCGCUUCCUUUUCCUUAAAAACCACGGCCCUCGGCAACAGGUUCUUGUUAGAGAAGAAAGGCAGGCAUGGAAUUGAGUGUCGGAAGUGUAAUUGCUUAUAUAAGCUCUUCAAGCUCUGCAUCUAGCCCGGCUUCCUGUCACAGUGAAGGCUCAGACAACAGUUUUCAGUCCUCUUCUUCCCCUGUGCCACCAUCACCAAACAGUUCCUCCUCUGAAGGAAGCUGCAGUAGCAAGAGUAAAGAGCACAUUGAUGGAAGACCAAACAGUGAACAGUUUGAGAAUCACACUAAGGGAAAUCAAUUGAGUGGUGCCUCAGCAGCAAAAAGUCAUAAUGGAUUUGCAAAAUUUAAUGGCAUGGUCUUGCUGUGUAAAGUCUGUGGAGAUGUUGCUUCAGGAUUUCACUAUGGGGUCCAUGCCUGUGAAGGCUGCAAGGGUUUCUUUAGGAGAAGCAUUCAGCAAAAUAUUCAAUAUAAGAAGUGCCUGAAGAAUAACAACUGCUCUAUAAUGAGAAUGAAUAGAAACAGGUGUCAGCAGUGCCGAUUCAAAAAAUGCUUGUCAGUAGGAAUGUCAAGAGAUGCUGUUCGAUUUGGCCGAAUUCCUAAACGAGAAAAGCAGAGGAUGAUAAUUGAAAUGCAAAGUGCGAUGAAAACCAUGAUGAAUACGCAGUUCAGUGAUCACUUGUCCAGUGAAACAUUAAAAGAUAGCCAGGAAGCAUUGCUCUUAGUGCCUCAGGAACAGCUGAACUCCAAACUAAAGCAAGAAGAAGUAACUGCCAAAAGGCCCUCUUCUUCUCCCCUUCCUCCUCCACUAUGUCCUGCUUUACCUCUGCCCUCUGACAUUGCCAAGGAAGAAGUGAUUGGCAUGGUGACUAGUGCUCACAAAGAUACGUUUAUGUGCAAUCAGGAACAACCAGAAGAUCGUACCACUGUUUUGCAGCCUCCAAAUGGGGGAAAAAAUCUUAAAUACCUGGAUCAAUACAAUUCUGAUGGUGAAGCUGAUCAUGGUAGCAUAAGCAGUGUGCUUCAAAAUGGGAAUGUUAAACAUUUCAAUGGACAGUAUAAAGGGCAAAACAAUAUGCACCAUCCAAGUGGGUAUAAUCUUUGCUUCCAUUCUAUGAACUUCACCAAUGGCUUUACCACAAAAGGGUAUAAUAAAAUGCUCAAAAAUGGCUUUUCUUCCAUUGAAUCUCUGAAUGCGUAUUCCUGCAGCACUGGAGGCAGAAUGCAUCUGGUUUGCCCAAUGAACAAGACUCCUUUUGUGGAUCCAAAUAAGUCUGGUCAGGAAGUCUGGGAAGAAUUUUCCAUGAGCUUUACCCCCGCAGUAAAGGAAGUAGUGGAAUUUGCCAAGCGUGUUCCUGGUUUCCGAGAUCUUUCCCAACAUGACCAAGUAAACCUUCUGAAGGCUGGAACCUUUGAGGUAUUAAUGGUACGGUUUGCAUCUCUAUUUGAUGCAAAAGAUCGUACUGUCACUUUUCUUAGUGGAAAGAAGUACAGUUUGGAUGAUUUACGUACCAUGGGAGCUGGUGAUCUGCUGAACUCCAUGUUUGAGUUUAGUGAGAAGCUAAAUGCACUCAACCUUAGUGAUGAAGAAAUGAGUUUGUUUACAGCGGUGGUCCUUGUAUCUGCUGAACGAUCAGGAAUAGAGAAUGUUAAUUCUGUGGAAGCACUGCAAGAAACAUUGAUCCGGGCACUCAGGACUUUGAUCACAAAAAAUCAUCCAAAUGAAGCCUCUAUAUUUACAAAACUACUUUUGAAACUGCCCGAUCUGCGUUCCUUAAAUAACAUGCACUCUGAAGAACUUCUAGCCUUUAAAGUUCAUCCAUAGGCUUUUACCUCCUACUUAUAUACUUGAUUUACCUAAAAUUAAUUGUUUUUAUUUUGUGCUAAAAUGUUUGUUUAUAUUUGGACAUGCUUCUGUGAAGGAUUUGUAUAAUAGUGAAAUGAUCUCUUACCAUGUAGUAAAUGCUUCAGGUUGAUCCUUAUUUCACCACUGAUGAAAUGGCCACAGAUUUCUUCUUCAUUAUCCAAAAAAGUCCCUCUUGCACAAAAGCUGAAGAAAUUACACUAAAUAUUAUAGAUGCUGACUUCUAAGAAUACCCAGUGGCUACAAAUGGAAAGCAGCACUUUGAAUAAAUGAAGCAAUAUUACAUUGGCCCAACUCAUCCUUAAGUAGAACCUUGCUAUAUGAGGAAGUUUUUAAAAACUGUUUUUGAUUACACUAUGAAUAGUUUAUAAAAGAAUCAGUGUAUAUUAAUUUAUUCACUUUAGUAUAAAACUAUACAUUCAUCCGUGUACAUGUUGAUGUGUGCAUAUGCACACACAUAAGCAUAAAUAUGAACAGAUGGAUGUAUUAUUACUUUAUAAAUUUCAUGUACGUACAUAAUUAUAUAAGUAUGUGAAUAUAAACAAACUUCAUAAUAUUUUCAACUAUGAAGAAUUUAAAGAAGGAUUAUCCAUAUGAAUGCAUUUGGUUCUAUACAGUUGAAAUAAGUAUAUUAAAAGUGUAGAGACUCCCAAAUUAGUAUGUUAAUAUGCUGAAUUUGUUAAUUUUCAACAUUUAAAACAAUAUAAGUAAAGAGAUAAAUAGGUCAAAUUUAAACAUUAUUGAGAACAUAGGGAUUUUUCCUAAAAUACAUUUGCCUUUAAUUGUAUGCAUCUAUAGUAGUAGGCAUUUAAAAUUGGCCUUGCUAGUUUUUUCUGUAAAGUUUCCAUGGAGAAUCAUGAAAAGUGUCAAGAAAACUGUUUUACCUUCAUUGCAUAUUGGGUAUUCUGUGAAUCAUUUAUGCUACAUAUUAUAUGCAAAGUUGAAUGCUACAUAAUCAGUCUUGUAACAUGAAUGGGACUUUUAAAGUCAGUUUUCUUAUAUCUCCAAAGUUUUUUUCAAAACUGAUCUAGGUUGUCUGAUGUCUGUGAAGUUCUGUUAAUUUCAUGAUUUUUAAAAUGCCAGUGACAAAUUCCUAAGGCAAGGAUUUGCUGUAUUUUCUGUUGCAUUUUUCAAAUUAAUGUAUUAAUUGCUUCAUGCUGUUGACAGCAUGAAAAUAUUUUAGUUGGAGAUUUUCCAAAAUAUGACUUUUGAAAAUACAUUGAUAUUUCAUAUAGUUAUUUAGUACUUAACAUAUUUCAAACUUUCCAUAACUUUAUGUGAAAAACUAUAAUAUUAUAGUUGAUACAUAAUUUUUUAGACUAAUGCACCACUAAGUGUAAAAAAUAUUUGUUUGCAAGCUUAUUAUAUAGCAUUAUUAUUUCAUUUAAAUUAAUUUCUGUGACCAUCAAACCCCUAUUUUUAAAAAAAUUCAAGCAACUAUUGGGAUGUAGUUUUACUGUAAUAAUUGGUUCACAUGAAAAAAAAGCGCAACUGCAAGUUAUAGUUUUUUGGGGGGUACUUAUUUUUGAAAAUAGUUACUAAAUAUCAAAAAUUCAAAGAUAAGAUAGUGAUUUCCCAUCAAUUUUUUUUUAAAAAUAGAAGCAAAUUACUAGAUUUCUCACAUGCAAUGUUUUUCUCUGGAAGGAAAGUGUUGAUUGAACUUUUGUGAACAAUUGCUUAUGUUUCAAAAAAUCAAUUCGCCAAAUACAUAUGUAGGUUAGAAAAAUACCUUAUAAAAUAAACUUGUACAAUUUCAAAUUAAGCUUGAUCUUAUUCACUGAAGAAAAAACCUUUCUGUUUCUCUAGAAAUAAGAUGUAGAUUUAAAUUCAUCUUUUGUCUGAAGUCAGGAACUUUAAGCGCAGUACUUAUAUUAUGCUAUAAAAUUAAAACUCUGACCUCCACUCUUCCUUUGUCUUGACAGUAUAAUAUGAACAACUCUCUGGAGACUCCCAAUCAUGGUCAUGUGUGUCCCAAAGAUGCUUUUUCAAAAAAGGAACUGGAUUUUCUUGCCUUUUCUCCCCCUGAAAAUAUCCAAGAAGCUGAAGAACUAAAGAAGCUUCUUGGACGAGAAGUGAAAAUUUACAAGAAAAAAAAGGAAGUCAAGUUGCCUUUUGUAAAAGGACCUUUGGGACAAUGGGAACAGAUUUGCAGUGGCUUUUAUCAAUAUUCAUACAAUAAUAAAAAUGAACAUGGUGAUAAGCCAUUGCAUAAUUGCCCCUGACUUUUGCCAAAUACUAUGUGCAGAUGGAGGAACAGUCCUUAUGUCAAAUGUGACCUAAGGUUUAAGCUUUUGAAUUUCAGCUAAAGAAGCUGCGGAAUGUGAACUCUGCUUUACUGUGGUCAUGGGUUAUAUGCUUCUUAAAAUACUAAGAAAUACAUCCAACUUUUGAAUAUUGUUGAUGGGCAUUGCUGAGGGAAUACAAAAAUGUACUGUAUGAGAUGAUGUGAUUUUUUAAUGGCUUUACUUGUUUAAAAAUGUUAAAUAUGGGCAUUAUGAUGCAAAGCAGUUUUCUUAUGAUUGUGUGUCCUCAUUUUCAAAAUUAAAACUGAAACCUGAAGAAGGGAGAUCCCA